CCAUAAGUGUUCAUUUUUUCCUUUCAUAACUUCGUUCAUCCUCAUCACUUUCAUAACCCAACACAAAACACAACACAUCAAAACUCCAACGUUAUUCUCACCAAAAAGUUUGUGCAGCGAUUAAAUCCACAAUUACCCUUUUAACCCCGCACCCAUUUCUCUCCUUUUUAUAUUCUCUAUGUGUUUUCUCAACUAGUUUUCACUUUGAUCUUUUCUUAAUCUUCAUUUUUUAGAUACAACCCAGAUUCACUGAAAAUUCUGAAAGCUGAUAAAAAAUAAAAAAAGUUACAACUUUUUCCUUAGAGAAGUGAUUAUGGCUGUCGCUGAGAAUGUUGGAACCAAAAUCGAUGCUUCCAGUGAGAAUUUGGACAACAGUGUGGUUUCAUCGGACUCAACUGAGGUUGAGAAAUCGAAACCCAAAAGCGAUCAGAAUCUGAACGGCAUCAACAACACUAACGGUGGUGUGUUCAAUCAUCAACAACAAGACAGUGUUGUCCCCGUUCCUGCCGCUGCUAUGACUGUGCCGAAUGGAAAUCAUGGCUUCAAGAGUCAUCAGAUGGGUCAGAUGCAUGGGAAUGGGGUUCAGAAUCAGCUUUUGGUGGUGAACAAUGGGGGUGAGAGUUUCAAGCGUGAAAUGAGGGAUUUGGAAGAGUUGUUGUCCAAGUUGAAUCCCAUGGCUGAGGAGUUUGUUCCUCCGUCACUCAUAACUAAUUAUCAGGGAUAUUUAGCUGCCGGACCUAAUGCUGGGUUUGGUUACCCUAACAAUUUUGUGCUUCAGAACAAUUCGGGGAAUGCUAACGGACAGAUUAACAGGAGGAGAAAGAAUGGAUAUAAUAAUGCGAAGCGGAGGGUGAAUCAUAAAAUGGAUAUGGAGAAAAGAGAAGAGAUGAUUAGGAGGACUGUUUAUGUGUCUGACAUUGAUCAGCUGGUCACUGAAGAGCAGCUGGCAGCUAUCUUUCUUAACUGCGGUCAGGUUGUUGAUUGCCGUGUAUGUGGGGAUCCCAAUUCUGUUCUUCGGUUUGCCUUCGUCGAGUUUACAGAUGAAGUCGGUGCUAGGACUGCUUUGAACCUGUCUGGAACCAUGCUCGGGUUUUACCCAUUGAGAGUGCUCCCUUCGAAGACUGCCAUUGCACCUGUUAAUCCAACAUAUCUGCCUAGGUCUGAAGAUGAAAGAGAGAUGUGCACUAGAACAAUUUAUUGCACAAAUAUCGACAAGAAGCUUACUACAGCAGAUGUCAAACACUUCUUUGAAUCUCUUUGUGGAGAGGUUCAACGCCUGAGGCUUCUUGGGGAUUACCAUCAUUCAACUCGAAUUGCUUUUGUGGAGUUCACCGUGGCUGACAGUGCAAUUGCAGCACUGAGCUGUAGUGGCGUGGUUUUGGGCGCACUUGCUAUAAGGGUGAGUCCAUCCAAGACACCAGUCCGCCCUCGCGCAACCCGUCCUCCCAUGCACUGAAUUGUCUCUCAUGUUCCUUGGAUGAAUGCUGUCAGAGAUAUAUAUUUACAUAUACAUACAUAGAAACAGAUAUGUUUUAAGGUACCUGUGGCGUUGAAACGUUUGUCGCCAAAACUUGCAGUAUGGUAUCUUUUGUUUCUCGUUGGGGCUAUAUGAGUUAUUAUGCGUUUUAACUUGUAGAGUUGGAUGUCGUUUUGAGGUUCUUUAAGGCUUAAUUUAUGCUGGUCAGUCUCGCAACGAGAGAAUUCUAUGGUUGGAUGUUUCUAACUUCCAGUGUUUACUGUUUAUUUAAAGAAACAUGUUUUAGAA
Molecule: messenger RNA, 1765 nt
Organism: Lathyrus oleraceus (garden pea)
Lineage: Eukaryota; Viridiplantae; Streptophyta; Magnoliopsida; Fabales; Fabaceae
Product: polyadenylate-binding protein-interacting protein 12
Exons: 11
Coding region: 314-1456 (380 amino acids)
Molecular function (GO): RNA binding
Source: RefSeq, a predicted model, not a curated record